Molecule: messenger RNA, 645 nt
Organism: Vigna umbellata (rice bean)
Lineage: Eukaryota; Viridiplantae; Streptophyta; Magnoliopsida; Fabales; Fabaceae
Source: RefSeq, a predicted model, not a curated record
AUGGCCACCAGUGAAGAGUGGCAGUGCAGGAAAUUUGAGAACGGACUGAGAAGCGACAUGAAGGUUUUGAUUUCCAGCUUAUGCAUACGGACGUUUCCUGCUAUGGUUGAGAGGGCCAAGGUAUUAGAGAAGAACAUGGCAGAAGCGGAACGACACAAGAAGCAACAACAGGUAGUUAGGGGGCCAAUCGUAUCAAGAAGCAACGUCAAUCAGAGGAGAACCCCUUACGCUCGUCCGAAUCAACCACCUAAUGCGAGUGGGUCUCAAGCAUUGGUUCCUGCCGGACAGUCUGGGCAGCACGGAAACGUUACUUGUUUCCAGUGUGGAGGACCACACUACCGUUCUUCAUGUCCUCAACUGGUGGGAGGAAAGCACUGCACACGUUGUGGACGGAAUGGGCACUUGGAGAACGAGUGCAACAUGGGUGGACGUGUAGUGAUGAGGCCACCACAUGCUGGAAGGAACCAACCGAGAGGUGGCAGAGCUCAAGCAGUGGGACGAGUGUAUGCUAUAACUGGAGCGGAAGCAGCAAGCUCAGGUAAUCUUAUCACUGGUGAAUGCUUGCUGUAUGGAAUAUCCUGUCGUGUGCUGUUUGAUUCUGGGGCGACUCACUCCUUCAUCUCGAAGGCGUGUGUUGAAAAAUAA